AUGAGAAGUAAACCUGUGUCUGUUCUUCUCUGGUUAAGAACUGGGGAAUUCAGUAUCCAGCUUUCUCAUCAAUCUUGCUUUGGCGUGGCUGGGAUUCGAGCAUUCUUCCUUUACUGCCCCAUUUCCAAGCAGACCCGAAAGAGGUUAGUUUGCUGGUUUUGUUGUUUGCUCAUAUAUAGUAGAAGCAGAGAGUAUAGAAGAUCAAGUGCUACUCGUGGGCAAUGUCAAGGUAUUAGGGCGAUGAGGAUUGAAAAACCAUUGGAAGAGCUGUACAAUGUGAGGGUGGAGAGAAAUGUAUCGAAAGAGCGACUGACAGAGCUUGACAUUUCGAAAUGGUCGAUGUGGAAGACAGGCAAAUGCAAGCUUCCAUGGGACUGGCAUGUUGAUCAAUUAGUUUAUAUCGAGGAAGGGGAGGUGAGGGUCGUACCUGAAGGGAGUCAGCGCUAUAUGCAAUUUGUAGCUGGUGACCUUGUUCGGUACCCCAAAUGGUUUGAAGCUGAUCUUUGGUUCAAUGGCUUCUAUCAGGAGCGCUACAGCUUCCGAGCAUACGGUGAUGACUAG
Molecule: messenger RNA, 561 nt
Organism: Fraxinus pennsylvanica
Lineage: Eukaryota; Viridiplantae; Streptophyta; Magnoliopsida; Lamiales; Oleaceae
Source: the annotation of a GenBank genome assembly